AUGAAGGUUCCCAUCAUUACAUUUUGCCUGAUUGGAGCAGUCUUUUCCAACCCGAUUUUACACACUGUUGUUUCAGUAUCAAGCGAGGUUGCAUCAAACUCAACUGAAAGUGUGUCUGUUUCACAAUCGUCUGAAAAUGACACCUCAGAGCUUCAGAGCACAGAGGAAAACACCUCAAAUCAGGUGAAGGACACAUCAGAGGACACUUCAGAGGACACUUCAGAGGACACAUCAGAGGACACGACUUCCGAAGAGAGUGACAGUCAGUCGGAUGAGAUGGACUCCAUGCUUGACACCAAAGAUGAUAGUAUGGGCAGUGAAGAGAAUGUCAGAAAGAGCCUGGUGCGAGUGUUUACAAAUACAGUGAAAGCCCUUAGCGCAGAGGACAGCAAUGAGCUGCCCAACACAAACCUGCUGGUGAACCCCACAGACAGCAGUGACAGCACUAGUGACAGCAUAGAAACCACAACUGCCACCAAUGACAGCAAUGAAAGCAAAGACAGCUCCAGCAGCGAGAGCAGUGAGAGCAACGAGACCAAAGACAGCAGCGACAGCAGUGACACCAGCAUGAGUACAGAGGACAGCAAUGCCAGUGACAGCACCGAGCUGAAACAACUGAAAGCCAGGGACUGUGUGAAUGGCACUCAGAGCUGCGAAAGUGAGGAGGAGCGUUUCUUCCAGAGUGUAGGAGAUGAUGCUCAUUUCUCAGUGGAUAAUCUGAUGGUGCCAGAUGAGGAUGACAGGGAGUUAAUGCUGCGAAGAUGA
Neolamprologus brichardi is the source of this 765-nucleotide messenger RNA. The record is from RefSeq and is a predicted model, not a curated record. Lineage: Eukaryota; Metazoa; Chordata; Actinopteri; Cichliformes; Cichlidae.